AUGUCCUCGUCGAAUAUCCGGGUAUUCGUACAAUGGAAGGACUCGAUCGUGUUCGCCGGCGAAGACGUCCAGUGCACCAUCACCUUCAAGAAUGUCGCAAAUCCUGAGGGUCGCGAUCCGUCGCCGCUGCGCAGACACGGAUUUGCGCCCGGCGGCGAGCGACAGCGCAAACUGCCCCCUGUCCAUUCCUCGACACGCCCGUCGAUAUCGCGCAACUCGUCCUUCGUCUCCCAGGCCGCCGGCUCCCCCCAUCUGCGCGGCCACCGCCCCGCCCCGUCGCUCCAUGCCGCCUCCGUUGCUGGCGACGCGCGAUCGCCCAUGUCGCCGGGCGGGGCAUUUGGCAGCAACGGCCGGGGCCACAAGCACGGAAGGUCCAUAUCCAUCAUAUCACUAGGCACCGACGCUGCGACCGGGGGGAGCCACCACGGUAGCACCACGCCGACACGCCCAAGCCGAGGGCACGGCCGGUCUGCGAGUAUGCAGGUCAUGACCAACAGGCCCUCGUCGUAUCCAGUGUUUUCUCCCGGCUUUCGCUCAGCGACACAUCCCUCGCCCCUCGCUGGCGGCGCGUCGUUUCCCCCCACCAUUCAAGAACCGUCAAACGAAUAUGCCUUCCCUGCGCGUGCGCCGCGACGGAGACCGGGCAUCGUAACCACUCCGAGCACGCCUGCGCUUCCUGCCACCGGGAGGAAGCCUUCGGGCUCCUUCUCGUCCAAUUUCAAAUUCCCAAUGGCUCAAUCGACCAAAGAACCAUCACCAGAACGAUUCGAGAAGCAUGAUACCACACACGCGCCUCCUGUCCAGUCGCCAUCUGUGCUAGGCCCACCUGUACAACUAUCGCGAGGCCGAGCGCAUUCUCCACCGCCAACGCAGACUGGCCGCCGAAAACCAACAAACCCCCAUCUCGAGACACUUUCGCCUGUCGCCCGCAUAAUAUCUGCGUCCAGCAUGGAGGGUACCCCGCGGAGUAGCGGCGAGUUCUACUCAAUGAGCAACAACUCGUCAGAGACAUUGGCUUCCGAAUACAUUUCUCAUCCCUCCGCACGAUUACUGCCAAGAGCACUUCACCUACGACAAACGAGUCAUCUGGCGCCGCCAAAGCGACAACUUCAGCCCGAGUCGCUGAUGAUGGGGUACGCCCAGAUUAUGGGAUCAUUCACCCUCGACGGCUCCUUGAUCAACCAGGCACCGUUCGAGGAAGUCAAGAGGAAGGGCGUAGUGGGUGGUCAAGGCGGCGGUGGUGUGGUGGGCGUCGAGAGACCAAAGCGUGAGAGUGGCCUGUUCGGCGCGCUAGGUUGGGGCAAUAUUGGAGAGUCUUUGGGUGGGUUGCUCGGCUCUUCUGAGCCCUCCAGCAUUCGUGAGAUGAGGAGCACAGCCAGCUCAAAGACAGUUCCACUAAUCACCACACCACAGUCGAUUCUGUUUGUGGACCUCAAGCUUGCUCCUGGCGAAAGUCGCAGCUACACAUACACCUUCACCAUGCCAAGAGGACUGCCACCAUCGCACAAAGGACGCUCGAUGAAGGUAAACUACCAUCUCACAAUCGGCACUCAGCGGGCGGGCUCGACAAAGGAGCAACAAGUGAGGCAGGUCGAUGUGCCUUUCCGGGUCUUUGGUAGCGUCAAUGGCCGUGGCGACAUACUCGGUCAUGAUCUGAUGUCUCCCUACAUAAUACUGCGCGACCAGGCCCGAACUGCGAGCAUCGACGCUGCUGCAGGAUCUCCCUCGUCUCUAACGAUGAAAAAAGGAGCUGCAGCGGAUAAACCAGGCCAGGACCCAUUCGCCGAAUUUCUCUCAUAUAUUGAUAAUCUCUUGGAACGACCGCGACUGGAAUCGAGCAUGGGGUUGUUGUCGCCUACCGAUACGAUGCCUGGACGAUCUUCAAUUGUUGAAGACCAUCAUCCCCAAACCAUGAAGGAGUCCAUCGACAUGGCUGUCCUUCGCAGCAACCUUACAGGUGCCGCCAAUCAGAGCGCCAAUCGGUUUGAGAUCGCUCGUAGUGGUCGACGGGUCGCAGUCAUAAUGCUUGCCCGUCCAGCAUAUCGACUAGGGGAGACCAUGUCGGCUGUGAUCGACUUCACUGACUCACACAUACCAUGCUACUCUGUUCGUGUAUCGCUCGAGACCUCAGAAAAGGUCGACCCAGCCAUUGCACUCCGCUCCAACGCAUCCAUCUACCGUGUUACAAAGAAGGCCCAUGCGUCCUUCUCCGAAAACGCAUUGUUUGCUCAGAAGUUGGCUUUCUCCCCUACGAUACCCCCAAACGCGACACCAGAAUUUAUUACUAGCGGCAUCAGCUUGGAGUGGAAGUUAAAAAUCGAGUUCAUCACGCCUCGUGUUACGCACGAGGAGGGGGAAGUGCAGUCGUUCGACGACUUGCUAGAGGAAAUAACCAGUGACGAUAGAGGAGUCAUACUCGCCGCUGCACAGCGCCUGCCCGCAGAGAGCUUCGAGGUGCAGGUUCCAAUCAGAGUGUACGGCGCUGUGACAGGGGCACCCGAUGCUCCUGACGAGGAGGGCCUGCCGGUGUGA
This is a messenger RNA of Boeremia exigua, 2532 nucleotides long. Its product is annotated as Rgp1-domain-containing protein. The transcript has 3 exons. Gene Ontology annotation, biological process: retrograde transport, endosome to Golgi. Lineage: Eukaryota; Fungi; Ascomycota; Dothideomycetes; Pleosporales; Didymellaceae. The record is from RefSeq and is a predicted model, not a curated record. Gene Ontology annotation, cellular component: Golgi membrane; Ric1-Rgp1 guanyl-nucleotide exchange factor complex. The coding region runs from base 1 to 2532 and encodes 843 amino acids.